Messenger RNA from Aspergillus calidoustus, 2070 nucleotides. The record is from the annotation of a GenBank genome assembly. NCBI's taxonomy places the organism in Eukaryota, Fungi, Ascomycota, Eurotiomycetes, Eurotiales, Aspergillaceae.
AUGAGCGCUGCGCUGCUCUCGGGUCGUCCGGACGUCCUGGCGCUGAGAAGAGUCGGGCUUCUCUCACGAAAGUUAUAUGCCUCAAAACCUUCUGUAUCACCCAGAUUUGCUGCCGGACAGUCCUCAAUUCACACCCACCGCAAACCCACACCUCAAUGUCUUACGUCGCGUGCCUUUUUUAGUCCUCAAUUCACAAUAGUCCGACAUCAAUCAUCCACAACACCAGCGCCUAUAGACAAAGCAUUCCGGAGCUCCCGCAUUCGAAAUGCCAUCGUCAAGACCUUUGCCUACUGCGGCUUCUUCAUUGUCAUGAGCAGCGCGGCCGUGGUAGCCUUUUUCAUCUACGACGCAACAACGUACCGCGGAUCCUCAAGCGCUGUAGACAUCCCGGUCUCCGAACUAGCUCUUAACCCGCGUCGCGGAGGUCCGAAGAAUUUGCCUAUUGCAGAGGUUCUGGUGGGCGAUGAUGACUCUGAGGCGAUGCAAGCACAACGGGACAAGCCGAGGCUGGUGAUUCUAGGUUCAGGCUGGGGGAGCGUUGCGCUACUCAAGCAACUCAACCCUGGCGAUUAUCACGUUACGGUUGUUUCGCCUACGAAUUAUUUUCUUUUUACGCCAAUGCUGCCGUCUGCGACUGUUGGAACAUUAGGGCUGCGGUCGCUUGUUGAGCCGGUUCGGCGGAUAGUCCAAAGGAUCAACGGGCACUUUAUCAAGGGCGAGGCUGUGGACGUCGAGUUCUCCGAAAAGCUGGUUGAGGUUAUGCAGGUUGACUCCAAGGGAAAGAAACAGCAAUUCUACCUUCCGUACGAUAAGCUCGUGAUUGGCGUUGGCUGCGUCACGAAUCCUCAUGGCGUCAAGGGUCUUGAAAAUUGCCACUUCCUGAAGUCCAUCGAUGACGCGCGCAAGAUCAAGAACCAGGUCCUAGAUAACAUGGAACUCGCCUGCUUGCCGACUACCAGUGAUGAAGAGCGCAAGCGCCUACUGUCAUUUGUUGUCUGCGGCGGAGGCCCGACUGGCGUUGAAUUUGCUUCGGAGCUUUUCGACCUUCUCAACGAGGACCUGCUUUACUCCUUCCCCCGGAUACUGAGAAACGAGAUUUCUGUCCAUAUCAUUCAGAGUCGCAGCCAUAUUCUCAACACAUAUGAUGAAGCGCUUUCGAAAUUCGCAGAGUCUCGGUUUGCGCGCGAUGAUGUUGAUGUCCUAACAAAUGCCAGAGUUAAAGAAGUCCGCGAAGAUAGAGUGGUCUUUAGUCAGGUAGAGGACGGCAAGACUGUGAUCAAAGAGAUUCCUAUGGGCUUCUGCCUCUGGUCAACCGGAAUCGCCCGUGCCGACAUUUGCAAAAAGAUCUCCGACAAACUCGUAGCGCAAAAUAACAAGCAUGCCCUGGAAACAGACUCCCAUCUCCGCCUCAUCGGAGCACCCCUCGGCGAUGUCUACGCCAUGGGCGACUGCUCAACGGUGCAAAACAAUAUUGCUGAGCACAUAGUCUCCUUCCUCCGCACAAUUGCUUGGGAAAAGGGCAAGGAUCCCCAGAAGGUCCACCUCACCUUCCGCGAAUGGCACGACGUUGCCGCCCGCGUCAAGAAGCGCUUCCCACAGGCCUCCAACCACCUACGCCGCCUCGACAAGCUCUUUGAACAGUACGACAAGGACCACUCAGGCACCCUUGACUUUGAUGAACUCUCCGAGCUCCUCCACCAAAUCGACACAAAACUCACCUCGCUUCCAGCCACCGCCCAGCGCGCAAAUCAACAGGGCCAAUACCUCGGCCGCAAACUCACCAAGAUCGCCGCCGCCAUGCCCGGCAUGCAGGCCAACGACAUUGACCACGGUGAUCUCGAUGAGGCCGUCUACAAGGCAUUCAACUACAGGCACUUGGGCAGUUUAGCGUAUAUCAGCAACGCGGCGAUCUUUGACUUUGGGGGUUUGAGCUUUGGUGGUGGUGUGCUGGCCAUGUACCUCUGGCGCAGUGUGUACUUUGCUGAGAGUGUGAGCCUGCGCACGAGGUGUAUGCUUGCGAUGGAUUGGGCGAAGAGGGCGCUUUUUGGUCGUGAUCUUAUGAGCUUUUAA